Messenger RNA from Adelges cooleyi (spruce gall adelgid), 667 nucleotides. RefSeq names its product UPF0545 protein C22orf39 homolog. The record is from RefSeq and is a predicted model, not a curated record. The transcript has 3 exons. NCBI's taxonomy places the organism in Eukaryota, Metazoa, Arthropoda, Insecta, Hemiptera, Adelgidae. Bases 149 to 568 code for a protein of 139 amino acids.
AACCGGCGUAAUGAGUAAAGAGUAAAACUCAGUAGUCCUAAUACUAAUGUUAUUACUUCAUUUUUUGGAAUUAUAUAGAACUAUACAUAGUCUGAAUUCAACUUUUUUGUUAGUGUUUACUAUUUAAAAGUUUAUAUAGAUCGCCAAAAUGACUGAUGAAUCGAAUACUGAAGUAUCUGAUUUAGACACAUGGCUGAUUCGACCGUGUGAUAUUUACAAAUUUGAGUAUAAAAAUUGCACUUCAAUGAUGUCAAGAUUACAUCAACUAUUUAUUUAUGGAAAAACAAUUGAUUGUAGGCAGCACCACAAAGAUUAUCUUGAAUGUUGCAAAUGGAAAUCGAAACAUGACACUAAAGCAGCUGAGGCUUUAAUUCAAAGUGAAAUAAACAAAAGAAAUGAGCGAUGGAAAAACCAUUUCGCCAAUAAUAUAUGGGAAAAUAGAACCACUCCACCAGAAAAUUGGAACGAUCCACUGCCAGAUUAUAUAGCUGAUAGAAAAUCUUCUUUGAAUUUUGAUAAUUUUGACUAUGACGAAGCAGCUAAUAGUAAAAAAUGUUCAAUUAUGUAAAAUCUUUAUUGUAGUAUAGCGUUAGGUAACAAUAAUUGUUGAGUUCUAUUAAAUAUAUUUGCUGUUAAUUAUAAUAUAUAUUUUUUUUUAGUAUUUUAA